Messenger RNA from Botrytis cinerea B05.10, 1454 nucleotides. RefSeq lists its product as hypothetical. The transcript has a single exon. Gene Ontology annotation, molecular function: acyltransferase activity, transferring groups other than amino-acyl groups. Bases 360 to 1352 code for a protein of 330 amino acids. NCBI's taxonomy places the organism in Eukaryota, Fungi, Ascomycota, Leotiomycetes, Helotiales, Sclerotiniaceae. The record is from RefSeq and is a predicted model, not a curated record.
GAUACUGGAGGGUAUUUCAUAUAAAAGAAGUACGUGAUACAGGUAUCUUUGGAAAGAAUUUCUGUUUUGCUGUCAGACUUUCCUUCUGCAUAACUGCUUUGGUUUUUGUUCCCAUGAUUUGGUCCAAGUGUAUUUAUUACGAACAUACUCACUGGCUCGCUUUUCGAUCAUUAACUAUCGCCAACUGAAAACCACACAAGUUACAUUACGACAUAAUCUAACUGGUCUCGUGAGUUCCGUGUCGGAAGUAGUAGUGAGAUAUUCACAAUUCCAGACCAUUCAACAGGGACACAAGAAGCGGCAAGACCGUUGACCUCCAGAAAUUUCCCCAAGAUAUUGCCGAGAAUAAAAGGGGUACAAUGAUCACAUCAACUUCCUCCUCCUCGACCGAGGAACUCAAAUUCUACAUGCACCCCCAAGAAACCAUCUCCGAAACUCUAAUUCCAAGCCUCUACAAAAACCUUCCACACAGCAAUCCCAUAUACAACCGGAUGCUCGCUCCCCACAACACACCCUCUAGACACUGUCUCUUUGCCGCCACCUUUCGCCCACAGGCUCCAAUCCCCGAAAUCUACACCAUCAUCUUCUCCGAUCGAUCCCGCAAGACCGAAUCUCAGAUCUGGAUUUUCAACCCUCUAAUCACACCUUCCUACGCACAACCUCUCUCCAACAAAAACACAUCUCUUCUUUCCAGCCAUCUCCAAACCGCCCUCCUAUUCUUAAAAAACACUGUUAUCCCUAACGCUCCCGGAUAUCCCUUCGAUCCCAUCCUCCGAUUCGCAUGUGUACACGAAACCAUCACAAACACUCUAACAAUCCUCGCAUCCCAAAAGCCCACAUCCACGCCCCUAAUCCCCUACCAUACCCGCUGGAACCUCCACCUGAUCCCCACAUCACCGACCCCCAAGCUCUCAGCAACCGCACCCCCAUCCUCCCUCAGCCUCUCCCGCGUCCCAGCCUCCCAACUCACCCUCGUAACCUCGACCUCCAGCAUCCCGCGCGAGCCCUCCACCCUGCUCACCCAGCCCUCUCUCUGUCUCCUGACCCCGGAAUCCGAGAUGGUAGCUUGGGCUUUCAUAGGAAUUGACGGCACGCUAGCAACUCUUUACGUACUUCCUUCGCACCGUGGUCUGGGUCUCGCUACCUAUGUUGCUCGGGAACUCCUUCGUCGUUUCGGGCUGGGAGAAUUUGCAGACUUGGGGUUUAAUGGGGCAAGCGGGUUUAUACAUUCGGAUGUGAAGGAAGGGAAUGCGGGAAGCGAGGGGGUAAUGAGAGCGUUGGGAGGAAAGAGGAGUUGGGAGAGUAGUUAUCUUCGGGUUGAUUGCGCGGUGGUGGAUGAGAUUUGUGAAUGAUCUAUGGAUAGGUGGACAGAUUUUUGAUUUAUUGAAGAGCUCUGGCUUCAGCUUUUCAAGUCUGGGGGUGCUCGAGGGAUCAAAUGAAAGAAUUUUAGUACA